AUGCGGGGAGGCUGUGAACUUGCAGUUGCUUUGGUUAUAGACAAGCAGUCCUCGACAGAUGUGUCACUGCAUGCUGAAACCAAAUGCAAGAUAUGGGAAAAGUUUCAGCUGAAUAGCUUAUAUAAAAAAGGAGAUAUUAUCUUAGGUGGAACAUUCAUUUUAAACUUUAAAACAAUACCUCCAGACUUAAGCUUUACUUCUAAACCCGAAAACUGGAAAUGUGAUGGUUUUGAGAUUUCUGUUUUCCAGCGGGCGCAGGCAAUGAUCUUUGCAAUUGAAGAAAUUAACAAAAAUCAGACAUUUUUACCAAACAUAACAUUAGGCUACAGAUUAUAUGAUGAUUGUAAUAAUGUGCAAGUGGGCCUUAGAGCUACCAUAGCGCUGACCGGUGGCCUUGAAGAUGACAUCACUGAUUAUAACUGCAAGGAAUAUCCUCCUGUUCUGGCAAUAGUUGGAGAUCCCAAUAAACAAGAUUAUCCAACAUUCUUCAGGACAAUUCCAAGUGAUAGAUUCCAAGUAAAAGCUAUUGUUCAAAUAAUUAAACAUUACAGAUGGACUUGGAUUGGCGCUAUUGCAACAGAUGAUGACUAUGGGCAGAAUGCUCUCAAGGAUUUCAUUAAAGAAAUACAAACGAUUGGCUGUAUUGCAUUUACAGAAACUAUCCCCAUUGUUAACGAGAAGGUAACAUUUCUUAAGAUUGUCUCUACUAUUAAAAAAUCAAGUGCAAAUGUCAUUGUUGUGUUUUCAUCUGAAGAAGAAUUAAGCGCUUUGGUUAAGGAAGUUGUGCAGCAAAAUAUCACAGGAAGGCAAUGGAUUGCAAGUGAAUCAUGGAGUACAUCAGCAGUCCUGGCUGUCAAGGAGAACUUUGUUUCCUUUGGUGGCACAAUAGGCAUUGCAAUCCGCAAAGGAGAAAUUCCAGGUUUUAAAGAAUUUCUUCAGCAAAGUAAUCCUAAUUUAAAUUCACAAAGUAAUCUAAUGGUUGAAUUUUGGGAGUCUUUAUUUCAAUGUAAAUUUCAAAAUGCCACAAAUCAAAAUAACUUUUCUUCAAAAGUGUGCACAGGAUCAGAGGAUAUCAAAACAACAAAAACAGCCUAUAAUGAUGUAAAUUUAAGGCUGCCUUAUACCGUGUACAAAGCAGUAUAUGCCAUAGCACAUUCACUUCAUGACUUGAUGGCAUGUAAAACUGGUGAGGGGCCAUUUCUUAACAACUCCUGUGCCAACAUCCGAAAUGUUCAGCCAUGGCAGCUUCUAUAUUACUUGAAAAAAGUUAGUUUUGUAAACCAUCUUGGGGAAAGAGUAACUUUUGAUGAAAACGGGGACCCUCCUGCAAUAUAUGAUAUAGUCAAUUGGCAGCUAAGCAAUGAUGAAUCAGUGGAUUUCAAAAUUGUUGGCCUUUUUGAUGAAUCACUAAGGAAUGGAAAAGAGCUGUCACUUAAUGAAAACAACUUUUUUUGGAACUUUGCUACUGGAACGGUUCCAGAAUCUGUUUGCAGCAAAAGCUGCCUGCCAGGUACAAGAAAAGCUACCCGCAAAGGGGAACCAAUUUGUUGUUUUGAUUGCAUUCCAUGUGCAGAUGGAGAAAUCAGCAGUCAGAAUGAUUCCACAGAAUGCUUCAAGUGUCCACCUGACUAUUGGUCAAACCAUGAAAGAAGUGAAUGUAUUCAGAAAGAAAUUGAAUUUCUUUCAUAUGAUGAUGCCAUGGGAAUAACACUAACAGCAACUUCAGCACUUGGAGCCUGUCUAUCACUAAGUGUGCUUGCAAUUUUCAUCCACCACAGACACACCCCGGUAGUCAAAGCCAACAACUCUGAGCUCAGUUUCCUGUUGCUGGUGUCACUCACACUUUGCUUCCUCUGUGUUUUGUGUUUUAUUGGAAAACCUUCAGAAAUAACAUGCACAAUAAGACAUGUGGUGUUUGGCCUUAGCUUUGCUGUGUGCAUAUCUUGCAUUCUUGUUAAAACUAUUGUUGUAAUUAUGGCCUUUAAGGCUACACUUCCUGGCAAUAAUAUGGUCAAAUGGUUUGGUACUUCUCAACAGAGAGGCACUGUGUUCUUCACAGCCUUCAUUCAAUCCAUUAUAUGUUUAGUAUGGCUUACAACUGCCCCUCCUGUUCCAAAUAAAAAUACAAAGUACCAAAAUUCCAAAAUUAUAUUUGAAUGCCAUGUGGGAUCUUUGAUUGGUUUUAGUUGCCUUUUGGGAUAUAUUGGCUUAUUGGCUUGCAUUUGUUUUCUGUUAGCUUUCCUUGCUAGAAACCUACCAGAUACCUUCAAUGAAGCCAAAUUCAUCACAUUCAGCAUGCUCAUCUUCUGUGCGGUCUGGAUAACGUUUGUACCUGCUUAUAUCAGCUCUCCUGGAAAACAUACUGUAGCAGUGGAGAUAUUUGCAAUUUUGGCCUCAAGCUUUGGUCUUCUGUUUUCAAUCUUUGCUCCCAAAUGUUAUAUCAUUCUUCUUAGACCAGAACUAAAUACAAAGAAAGCGUUAAUGGGGAAAGCAAGUCAAAAUAUGUGA
Molecule: messenger RNA, 2508 nt
Organism: Polypterus senegalus (gray bichir)
Lineage: Eukaryota; Metazoa; Chordata; Cladistia; Polypteriformes; Polypteridae
Product: extracellular calcium-sensing receptor-like
Biological process (GO): G protein-coupled receptor signaling pathway
Cellular component (GO): membrane
Molecular function (GO): G protein-coupled receptor activity
Source: RefSeq, a predicted model, not a curated record